This is a messenger RNA of Abrus precatorius (Indian licorice), 3229 nucleotides long. Its product is annotated as F-box protein SKIP14-like. The transcript is spliced from 2 exons. Gene Ontology annotation, cellular component: cytoplasm. Gene Ontology annotation, molecular function: protein binding. The record is from RefSeq and is a predicted model, not a curated record. Lineage: Eukaryota; Viridiplantae; Streptophyta; Magnoliopsida; Fabales; Fabaceae. Bases 511 to 2031 code for a protein of 506 amino acids.
AUUUGUUGAGGAGAGUGAGAAUCUGAGUCUCGACUCCUGGUUGGCGCUCUCUAUCUUUUUUCCUUUCUUUCCUGAAUUUGCCAAAAUUAGGAAAAGAUCUCAUUUUUCUUCUCCUAUGUAUUCUUCUCUCCCGUCUUUUUCUGGUCAUUUUUUUUAGUAUCCAUCAAACCCUAAUUUUUCAAAUCACAUUUUUCUUCUCAUAAUUCAUUCCUCUUCUUCUUCUACCCCAUGUUGUAUCUACUUCAAUCCGCAGUAAUACAUUGUUAUUAUCUCUUUCAAUGAUCCAAUUGGUCCCUACCCCACUUGGAUUUUUCCCCAAAUUUCUCUCAUCCCUUCAUCUUCUGCCACAUUGAAUUGGUGUGUUGGGGGCGUGUUUUUUUGUGAUUCCCUUAUACCCAAUUGAAAAAUUUUUAGAACGUGCAUUGCAGAUUGAUGGGGUUGUUUUGAGUCUCUAUUCUUUGUUUUAGGGGUUGUGUUUCUCUGUUAUUGUGAGGGUUAUUGGGGUAAAAAAUGUCCUUCGAGUCUUCUGGAGGAUCGGGUUAUUCAGUUUCGCAUGAGAAGAGUUCGUGCCCCUCAAUUGGGUCAGUGUUGGAUGACUAUUUGAUCAAGAAUUGUGGUAAUUUUGGUAAUUCUUGCAACCUUUGUAGUUUGAAUGGGAAUUUGGAAGGAGAGCCAUGUUUUGAAAUGAUCAAGGCUGUGUUAAGUGAUUUAGAUGAUAAAGAGGAAGUGGUCAUCGAUGAUGAUGCUGAUGUUGAUGGUUUGCCAAUGGAUCCUUUUGGAAUGAACAAAGAAUCUAACUUCACGGCAUUCUCGGAUUGGUUUGAAGAUUUCGAGUGGGGUUUCCGAUCAGAGGAUGGUGAAUUUGGGGUGGAUGAAAAUGAAACACGUCAAAAGAUUGGUGUUGAUCAUGAUCAUGAUCAUCUUCACUUUUUGGGUCUGAGUUGGGCUUGGAAUGGCGCAGAGAAUUUUCAGCCGCAGAAUGUUGGGAAUGAGAAUAAUGACAUGUCAGUUUCAGGUGAUGUUUUCAAUGGAUAUAAAAAUUUUGAUGGUGUGUUUGAUGAGGGUGUUGUGGUUGAUGGAAAUGCCGGAGGUUUUUUGAGUGUUAGUCGUAGGGGCUAUGAAAUUUCAAGCAGUGAAGCUGAUGAAUCCCAAAACAUCACAAAAAUUGAAUGUGAUGCUCAAGGAGGUGCACCACAUGAUGCUUUGUUUUUUGUGUUAGGCUAUCUAGGUAUGCAAGACCUUCUCUCCGUCGAACAGGUUUGCAAGUCCUUGCGUGAUUCUGUUAGAGGUGAUCCUUUGUUAUGGAGGACCGUGCAUGUUGAUAAGCCAUUAAACGAGAGGAUUACAGAUGAUGCUCUUGUGAAGUUAACUAAUAGGGCUCAAGGUACUCUUCAGGGCCUGAUCCUAGUGAACUGUUUAUGGAUCACUGAUAGUGGUCUGGGACGUGUUCUACAAAGCAAUCCAAGAUUGAUGACGUUAAGUGUGCCAGAUUGUAUUAGACUCACAAUUGAGGGGAUUUUAUUCAACCUGAGGGCUCUAAAGAAAUCUGGAACAGCUGGUAUAAAGCACUUACGAAUUGGUGGGCUUGCUGGUGUGUGUCAUGUGACUGACCAGCAAUUUGAAGAAUUGAAGGAAUUGCUGGAUGCAAGCACAUAUUUGCCACAGGGAGACCAGAAGCCACAAUUUUACCGAGGAGGUUAUUCACAUAUCAUAUGUGAGGAUGGCCGUGCAAUUGAUAUAGAGGUGUGUCCAAGAUGUCAGAAACUGAGACCUGUUUAUGAUUGCCCUGCUGAGAGUUGCCAGCAGAAACAUCAGGCUGCUCAGCUGUGCAGGGGUUGCACAAUAUGCAUAGCACGUUGCAUCCAUUGUGGACGAUGCAUUAAGGACUUUGAUUAUGAAGAGACAUUCUGUUUGGACUUGCUUUGUUUGAAUUGUUGGAAUCAGUUCUUGGAUUGUCCAGAGGAAAAGGAAGCUACAAAGUGUACUAUUAUUAGUCAGAGGACCAUGUAUCAGUUUUGCGUCUAUGGCUAAUAGGCUGUCCCUGGCCUAUAUGGUCUUUUGGCAUUGGAUAAGAAUCUGCACAUUUGGCUGUCUGAUUUUUUUGUGUGCAAAAUUGAGCUGAAUGUGCAUGGUGUAACAUUCGGUUGUGGAGGUUAUUUUAAUUACUCAGCAGCUGAGCCUUUUUGAACUGCGAUAAGGAAGAAGAAAAAACAGAUUUUGGAGGGAAAAAUAAUUGAGAUUGAAUUCAAAAAAAAUCUAAAAAAACAAAUGCUUAGUGUUGGAUCAAGGGAAAAAAGGGGUUCUCAUGUAUAGCAUUAUCUGAUCAAGAGCAGCUUCAUGAUAUGUUGUCUUCUGCAGUGGAAAUUACUGUCUGAGUUCAUUGAAGUGAAGAAGCAAGGUAUACUUAUGAUGAGGCAUGCAUAUGCAGUGGAUCAGAAAAACAAUUGAGAUUGAAUAAAAAUAAAAUAAAAAAUGAAAACAAACAAAUGACUAGAGUUGACAAUACACUGGAUCGAGGGAAGAAGGGGGUUCUCACGUAUAGCAUUAUCUGACCAAGUGCAGCUUCAUGAUAUGUUGUCUUCUCUGCAGUGGAACUACUAUCUGAGUUCAUUGAGGUGAAGAAGCAUGUGAGCUAUGCUUGAUUUAAUGACGGGGUUAAGUAUUAAUUUUUUUCCUAACAUGGGUGGCUUUUUUAUUUGGUGUGACUACCCUUAACAUGUGUUUUUCUUGUCUUUUGAUGUAGUGUUAAUGCUGGUGCUUGCAGUGGAUCUUGUAUCUGAGUUUCACUGCAAUGAAGAAACUGUUUCUAUUGAUGGUUUUUGCUAUGCUGCUUGCAAUAAAUCAAUUAAAAGAGAAGUUAGAUUGUCGAGAACAAUGGACUGGGAGAAUAAUUGAAGGUUUGGAUAAUUUUUGGAGCUGUGUAAUGGCUGAAGCAAUAAAUUCAACCCUUCAACUUCGGCUGUAGUUACAGUUCUUUGUGUUUUUUGGGUAGAGUUAUGAUUCAAAUUUUCUAGUACUAUGAUAUGCAAUAAUGCAGCUGUUUCAAUACUGCAAGAUUCUCCCUCCAAAAAAGAAAGAAAAAAAAUAAAAAAUAAAAAUAGUAAAAUACUUUUUCUCAUUUUGAGUCUAUGUAAACACUGGCCUCUGGAAACUGAGACAUUAUCCUUGUUGAUAGAAACGGUUGAUGUUUGACUCAUUACUAUGGUAAAUAAAAGGGGAAGAAAAUUUC